AUGAUACAGUCAGACAAAGGAGCAGACCCACCAGACAGCCAGGACAAGAAGGACGAGAAGCUUUCUACGGUAACCAAUCCAGAGAAUGGUAUCUCCCGAAUCCUGAGGCUUGUGCUACAAGAGCUGAAUCUGUUCUACAGCCGAGACGUGAACGGAGUGUGUCUCCUGUACGACCUCCUUCAUUCCCCGUGGCUGCGGGCUCUGCUCAAGGUUUAUGACUGCCUCCAGGAAUUUAAAGGAAAGAAGCUCAUUCCUGCCACACCCCACGCCCAGGCGUUAUCCUACGAGGUAGUGAAGAUAUUACAUGAAACCCCCAAGUCCCCUGAGAUCCAAGAGCUGAGACAAAUCCUCCAGGCUCCACACUUAAAGGCCUUGCUCAGUGCCCAUGACACCGUGGCUCAGAAAGACUUUGAACCUCUUCUCCCUCCACUGCCAGACAACAUCCCUGAGAGCGAGGAAGCAAUGAGGAUUGUUUGCUUGGUGAAAAACCAGCAGCCCCUGGGAGCUACCAUCAAGCGCCAUGAGAUGACAGGGGACAUCCUGGUGGCCAGAGUCAUCCAUGGUGGGCUGGCAGAGAGGAGUGGCUUGUUAUAUGCUGGAGACAAACUGGUGGAAGUGAAUGGAGUUUCAGUUGAAGGACUGGACCCUGAGCAAGUGAUCCAUAUUCUGGCCAUGUCUCGUGGCACAAUCAUAUUCAAGGUGGUUCCAGUUUCUGACCCUCCUGUUAAUAGCCAAAAGAUGGUGUAUGUUCGUGCCAUGACUGAGUACUGGCCCCAGGAGGAUCCCGCCAUCCCCUGCAUGGAUGCCGGCUUGCCUUUCCAGAAGGGGGACAUCCUCCAGAUUGUGGACCAGAAUGAUGCCCUCUGGUGGCAAGCCCGGAAAAUCUCAGACCUUGAUACCUGUGCUGGCCUAAUCCCUUCUACGCACCUUCUGAAGAGGAAGCAGCGGGAGUUCUGGUGGUCUCGGCCAUAUCAACCUCACAACGACCUCAAAUCCACCAUAUCGAUUUCUAUGGAAGAAGAAGAUGACAUGAAGAUUGACGAGAAAUGUGUGGAAGCAGAUGAAGAAACAUUUGAAUCUGAGGAACUUUCAGAAGACAAGGAGGAAUUCGUUGGCUAUGACCAGAAGUUCUAUAUUGCCGGUUUCCGUCGCAGCAUGCGCCUCUGUCGCCGCUGGUCCCACCUCAGCCAGCUGCGAGCCAAGGUAUGCGGCGCCAGCCCCUGCUCCGGCGCAGCGGGCGCCCCGUACGAGGAGGUGGUGCGGUACCAGCGAUGCCCUGCAGACAAGCACCGCCUCAUUGUGCUCGUGGGACCUUCUGGUGUGGGAGUAAAUGAACUGAGGAGACAACUCAUUGAACUUGAUCCGAACCGUUUUCAAAGUGCUGUGCCACAUACUACUCGUUCCAAAAAGAGUUAUGAAAUGGAUGGCCGUGAGUAUCACUAUGUGUCAAAGGAAACAUUUGAAAGCCUCAUGUAUAGUCACAGGAUGCUUGAGUAUGGUGAGUACAAAGGCCACCUGUAUGGCACUAGUGUGGAUGCUGUUCAAGCAGUCCUUGAUGAAGGAAAGAUUUGUGUCAUGGACUUAGAGCCUCAGGGUAUUCAAGUGGCUCGAACCCAUGAACUGAAGCCCUAUGUCAUAUUUAUAAAGCCAUCUAGCAUGAGUUGUAUGAAGCAAUCUCGGAAAAAUGCCAAGAUCAUUACAAACUACUUUGUGGACAUGAAGUUCAAGGAUGAAGAUCUACAAGAGAUGGAGGAUUUAGCCCAAAAAAUGGAGACUCAGUUUGGCCAGUUUUUGGAUCACGUGAUUGUGAAUGACAGCUUGCAAGAUGCAUGUGCCCAGUUGUUGUCUGCAGUUCAGAAAGCUCAGGAGGAGCCUCAGUGGGUACCAGCAACAUGGGUUUCCUCUGAUACUGAAUCUUAAGGAGGCCUUCUGCUUAAUACUGGAGUUGUAACAAUGUUCACCUAUUACAGAG
Mesoplodon densirostris (Blainville's beaked whale) is the source of this 1972-nucleotide messenger RNA. RefSeq names its product MAGUK p55 scaffold protein 4 (gene MPP4). Gene Ontology annotation, cellular component: adherens junction; plasma membrane. The transcript has 21 exons. Bases 1 to 1920 code for a protein of 639 amino acids. Lineage: Eukaryota; Metazoa; Chordata; Mammalia; Artiodactyla; Ziphiidae. The record is from RefSeq and is a predicted model, not a curated record. Gene Ontology annotation, molecular function: protein binding.